CAUUUCUUGUCUUCGCUCUUUCACAGGCGCCAUGGCUGCAAGGACGGCGAGGUUAGAGCGAAAGACAAACGAGACGCAGAUUGAGGUCGCCAUUGAUCUCGACUGCCAGCCUGGUUCGGGCAAAGCGCAGGAAAUAUCGAUAUCUACCGGGAUAGGAUUCCUCGAUCAUAUGUAUCAUGCGCUAGCAAAGCACUCAGGCAUGUCGCUCACCAUGAAGUGCAAGGGUGAUCUUUGGAUAGACGACCACCACAGUGCAGAAGACAGCGCUAUUGCUCUAGGGACCGCGUUCAAGCAGGCUCUGGGAGAGGUCCGUGGCAUCCGCCGAUAUGGUAUUGGAUUCGCUCCUCUAGAUGAGGCUCUAUCGCGAGCGGUCAUCGAUAUCUGCUCGAGGCCGUUUUGCGUUACCGACCUCGGGUUGAAGAGAGAGAAGAUCGGUGAUUUAUCCACGGAAAUGCUCCCGCACAUCUUCUACUCGUUCUCAAUAGCUGCUGGUGUAACGCUUCACGUGGAUGUCUUACGAGGAGAAAACGAUCAUCAUCGUGCUGAAUCCGCCUUCAAGGCUGUAGCUCUCGCGAUUCGUCAAGCGAUCGAGAGGACAGGCGGCGACGAUGUACCGAGUACGAAGGGCAUCUUGUGAUUCCGAGCCAAGGAGACCGAUUUUACAGUUGAUGUAUUGAUUAUGAUGGACUGGUUACUGACCGGUGACCGUUCACGCCUGUGCGGCAGCUCACAUUAAUAUACCACAAUCCAGUCAGGAAUAUCCAAAAGUUCGAGAUUGUGUACUAUGAUUAUACAGUAUCGCGAUAUCCGAUGUGUUACAUGAGAAAAACAAGAUGAAACAAGAUGAACUAUCCAUGGAGUUAUGUGCAAUCUCACCGAUGCCCGUCUCCAGCUUCGCACAGGGUUUCAAGGAAGACCUUCAGAUCAUCCUUGUUGAUCUCCAGAAUGCUCGUAUCGAACGACCCAUGUCGCG
Messenger RNA from Laetiporus sulphureus 93-53, 973 nucleotides. RefSeq names its product IGPD-domain-containing protein. Lineage: Eukaryota; Fungi; Basidiomycota; Agaricomycetes; Polyporales; Laetiporaceae. Gene Ontology annotation, molecular function: imidazoleglycerol-phosphate dehydratase activity. Gene Ontology annotation, biological process: L-histidine biosynthetic process. Bases 32 to 637 code for a protein of 201 amino acids. The transcript is spliced from 5 exons. The record is from RefSeq and is a predicted model, not a curated record.